Molecule: messenger RNA, 1512 nt
Organism: Neoarthrinium moseri
Lineage: Eukaryota; Fungi; Ascomycota; Sordariomycetes; Amphisphaeriales; Apiosporaceae
Exons: 1
Coding region: 1-1512 (503 amino acids)
Source: RefSeq, a predicted model, not a curated record
AUGGCGACCCAUAUGAGCUCGCACUCUGGCGAGCCACAGUCGUAUAUGCGAUGGAGUCGCAGAACCAGAGGGGGAAGGACAAUCCACUAUGAUCUGAUGGUGCUUCAGCAGCCCGAACGCGCCAGGGCAUGUGGUUCUGGUCCCAAAUCAUCCGCAGACCGCCGGCCUGUUGACCCGCCACCGAUUGUACGUUUACUAGUUUCUGAGGGCGAGACCUGGAGCGACGCCAAGGAUGUGACGAUGGACUACAACUCGGACUUCUUCCUCUUCGUCUCCUUGGAAAAUGCCCGACCCAUGGCACAUGGCCGCGUUCAGACCCCGGCGGCAACCUCCCCACCAGUUCUGACGGGCGUUCCUGUGUCAGCCUGCUGCUACCUGGACCGGCCCUCACCAGCAGGUUACUUCCUGUUCCCCGACCCAUCUGUGCGCCACGAAGGACGUUACCGCCUGGUCUUCAGAUUAUACGAGCGCAACAAGGACGUACAAGAUCUGAGCUUGGGCGACCCGGCUGACCAGCCAGAGAGCUUGCAAGACGAAGACGGCCUCUUCUUCACAUUCCUCAACGAUGUCAGGUCGCAACCAUUUACUGUUUACAGCGCCAAGAAGUUUCCUGGCCUGGCCGAAAGUACACCCCUCAGCAGGACCGUCGCAGAGCAGGGUUGCCGCGUGCGUAUACGUCGGGAUGUACGUAUGCGCCGUCGUGACACCAAGGGCAGUGUGCAGAACGAGUAUGAGCAGCGGGAGGAAGAGUAUCCCAGAGAUCGUAGGACUCAGUCGCCCGCGGACGCCUACCGGAAUCGCUCAGCCAGCAACUCGAGCAUCGAUCGGCGGCCAUCUGGGUAUGACCAUCAGCCGCCUCUUGCACCAAACCAACGGAUUCUAAACUUUGCACCACCGGGCUAUAACAAACCGUACCAACCCCCAGCAGCGCCACCUUCAGAGCCGGUAUCGCCUGCUACUCGCCCACCUGCCUAUCGCCAUGGCUCCUUUGCAGCCCCAGCGUAUCCGGCAACCCCCACAUAUUCGCACCCUUAUUCGGACAGGCCGACGUCGUCUGCUCGCGAUGACCGUCGCCCUUCGUUGCCAUACCCUCCCUUGCCGUCGUCACAAACAUACGGCACACCGAUCCAGCCCAGGCCGCCGCUGCCUGCGCCGAUCGACACCAGUUUCCGGGAACCUCGUCAGACCCCAUCUCUCCCAUCGCUCGCAGAUCUCAAGAUGGAGGUAGACCAGUCACCUACGACAACCGCACCGCCGAGCGCGCAUUCGCAACAGUCCACCCUAGGCUCUACUCUGAAACGCUCAGCAGAUGACAUGGAUCAUGAGGAUGAGGAUUUCGAAAUCACUCUCGCGUACAAGCGUGCAGGUGGCAAUGGAGCGGAGAAGAACGCCCCGGGCUAUAUGAAGGAAGAGCCGCAAUCACCUGAAGCAGCGGAGAUCGACCCACGGUUAAGGGCAGAGGAUGAACGUGAUGCAGAGCAGUACUCACGCAAACGGCCGUACCGGGGAUGA